GGGUUAUAAAUGCCUGAAACCCUCCACUCGGUCCAGAGAGGGACACAAGAGGGCCAACGCCUCUGUGCUGCCAGAUAAAGGGUCAUAUACUGUGCGCUGCCUUUCCACAGAAAACAUCUACGACUGUUACUGCUCAUCAGUCAUCACUCCUCAGCAAGGCAGAGAGUAUUAGCAACGGGCGAUCAGCAGAGAGGCUGCCAUCAAGGGAUCAGCCAUGCUCGGAGGAGUCCACACAAAUUUGUUGGUCACGUUGACUUUACUCUUCCUCUCUCAGACGGGGACUCUGUGCAGAGCUGAAAACAACUUUACAUCGGUUCCUUUACCCGAGUGGAGGACAAAUGCAGAGUAUGUUACACAAUGUUCCUACGACAGAGAGAACAACCAGAUCUGUGACUGGACGAGAAACCAACAAAUAGGAGUGGAUGUUGCAGUGAGUUUUUUCGAGAGUGGUCCGCUGAGGCUGGAGGGCGAGGCCUGUCUGGAGUUUUGGUACCAGAACCAAGUCACAAAUAAUGGGUCUGAACUAAGAGCUUUCCUGAAAAGCAGCGACGGACUGGAAGAACUCUGGACCUCUCCUGUCCUCCACAGAAAUUCGUGGAUACAAGUAUUUGUCCCCCUGAAAACCGUGAAACAGGAGUCUCGGGUUGUACUUGAAGCAGUGGCCAAGGAAGGACGGAUCACAAUUAACAGGAUAGGUGUAAGAAGAGGCUCAUGUGGACCCCAGUGUGAAUCUAACACAGAGUUAUGGACGGAUGAGUCCACCCGCUGCCUCUGCUCUGAGGGCCAGCUCUCCUGCUCUCCCUCUCCGUGCCCACAAGGCCAAAUCUGUGGUCCUCAUAGAGAAGGAUCCAGAGGGAUUUCCACCACUGGGACGUGCACAAUACACAGUCACACAGACUGCAGCACUUUUGAUGGAGUGCUGUUCCGCUUCAUGGCCCCAUGCACCUACAUACUGGCUAAGACCUGCUCGCCCACUGGGGCCAUGCCCAUGUUCAGUGUGGAAGUGGUCAAUGAGCAGAACGGGAACUCAUCUCUGCCAGCCAUUCAGCAGGUCAAUGUGGACACAGGGAACAUCAGAGUGUCUCUAUUGAAAAGACAGACGCACCGGGUCGUGGUGAAUGGGGUCUGGAGGAAGCUUCCGCUGAGCCUCGGCAGUGGCACUGUCAACAUCAAGAGUAACCCUGCUUCCGUUGUCCUGGGAACCAGUUUCGGUCUGAUCGUUUCAUUUGACAGCACUGGGGCUAUUAAUGUUAUUCUGCCAUCCACAUAUUCAGAUGAGGCCUGUGGCUUGUGUGGCAACUUUAACGACAUCAGGGAAGAUGACCUCCGCAAGCCUGAUGGUACAAACGCCCAAGAUGCUACGGCUUUGGCUCAGAGCUGGCAGACUGGGCAGAGCACCUCCUCCUGUAAAACUAUUCUAGUCCCUCAUCAGUGUGACCCACAGGAGGAGGCCAAGUACACUAGUGAGUUGUACUGCGGCGGCCUCCUCUCCAGCACUGGGCCCUUUGCUGACUGCCAAUCCGUUCUGGAGGCAGAGAGUUACUUCAGGGGCUGCAUGGUCGGCAUGUGCUCUGCUCAUGGGGACCCAGCAGUGCUAUGUGAGACAUUACAGGUCUACAGCGAUAUCUGCAAGGAGGCUGGAGUCGCUGUACCAAUGUGGAGGAACUCCACAUUCUGCCCCCUUCAGUGUGCUGAGAACAGCCAUUAUAACUCAUGUGCUGAUGGCUGUCCAGAGGUGUGCUCCAGUCUGGAUUCAACUGGCUCUUGUGGAAGCUGUGAGGAGCGAUGCGAGUGCGACUCUGGCUUCAAACUCAGUGGGGGGAAGUGUGUCCCAGCAGAGGACUGUGGGUGCUGGAACAGUGGGAAACACUAUAAGAAAGGAGCAACAUUUGUGGAAGGAGAGUGCGAGCAGCAGUGUGAAUGUAUGGGUAAUAAUUAUCUGUGGUGCACCUCAAUGCAAUGUGCAGACACAGAGGUUUGUAAGGUCGAGGACGGGGUCAAAGACUGCUUCCCGUUCAAACCUGCCACCUGUAGGGUGUAUGGCGAUCCCCAUUACAUCACUUUUGACAGGUUGGCUUAUGACUUUCAAGGAGGCUGCAGUUAUACUCUGACUACAACAUGCGGAGAUGAAAGCUCGGUCCAGUUCACUGUUAUUGGACACAACAUGCAUCCUCCCCUUCAGAACUUGACCCGGUCCAAGCUGGAGGCUGUUACUCUACAGGUGGAAGAUUUUUCCCUCACCCUUAAUCAAAGUGGAGAGGUCCUUGUAAAUAACAGCCGUGUCCAACUCCCCUAUGUAACCGAUGGAACCUACGGCUCAAUGCGGGUCUACAUGAAGAAUAAUUAUAUUGCUCUGGAGGCGGACUUUGGCCUCCGUCUACUGGUAGAUGGGCAAAGCAGACUGUUUGUGCAGGUGGAUGAGCGCUUCAAGUACGAGCUGUGUGGACUGUGUGGCACCUUCUCCGAAUAUCAGGACGAUGACUUCAUAACCCCAGGAGGCCAAAACGUUACAGAGCCAUUUGAGUUUGGUGACAGCUGGAGGGUGCCAAACCAGAAUGAGUGUACUGUCCAUCCAAAUGACCCGAGAAUCUGUGAUUAUGAUGAAGAGAAUGAUGCCUACAAUGAGUGUAACACACUACUGAGGGAUACCUUCAAUCCCUGCCAUGAAAUUGUUCACCCAAACAUCUACCUGAAUAGUUGUGUGUACGACUAUUGUGCCACAAAUGGGGACCAAUACACCUUAUGUGAAUCUCUCAAGUCCUAUGCAACAGCAUGCCAGGUUGCUGGAGUGGAGCUGCCCUUCUGGCAGACAGACACAGCUUGUGCAGAGCCUCCAACCACUUCAACCACUCCAACAACCACAACCUCUCCAACACCAGAUCAGACUUUCUGUCCUAUGAAUUGUGACUUUGAAAAAAAUCUGUGUGGAUGGGAGCAGCUCAUACAGGACAGUUUUGAUUGGACAAGACAUUCAGGACCCACCCCCUCAAAACUAACUGGGCCACUCAAGGACCACACCACUGGAGCUGGCUUCUACAUAUACAUUGAGGGAGACAGUGUCUUCCAUGGAGACUCAGCCCGUCUGAUGAGUCCAAAGUGUCAUUACAAUGGCCCACUCUGUCUGCACUUCUGGUAUCAUAUGUUUGGUUCAGCCAGAGCAAUGGCCAUCAAUAUCUACCUGCUCAAAGACAACAAAGCUACCAAGCUGUGGUCCAUGAUGAACAACCAGGGACCAACAUGGCAUCCAGGAAAUGUUGACAUCCGUGUUUCUGGUCCUUUCCAAAUAAUCGUAGAGGGAAUCCGAGGCUCUGAUGCACGGUCGGAUGUGGCCAUAGAUGAUGUUUCCAUCCACUUUGGCUCAUGCUCAGGCAGAUUCCCUGGCCUGGUUGCUGGAACUGAGCUUCCUUCAUCAAAUGUGGGAGUCCUCCCAUCCCACCCAGUCUGUAACCUCGGCUGUAGCUUUGACAACAAUCUUUGUAGCUGGAAUCAGCUGCUUACUGAUGUUUUUGACUGGACUUGGCAGAAUGGUACCACACCCACCCUGAUGACAGGGCCCUCUACUGACCACACUGGUGAUGGUCACUACCUGUACAUUGAGGCCAACAGUGCAACUUGGGGAGAUACAGCUCGCCUCCUCAGCUCUGAGUGUUCUGACAGUGGUCCUCAGUGUCUGCAGUUCUGGUACCAUAUGUAUGGCUCAGCACAUACAAUGGGCCUCCAUGUUUACCUGCUCCAAGACCGACUGGCUGAGGGUGUCUGGUGGAAGAGGAAUGACCAAGGAAAUAUGUGGCACCUCGCUCAGGUGGACUUAACUACAACUGAAACUUUCCAGAUCAUUUUUGAAGGGCGAAGAGGUUCCACUGAUCAGUCUGAUGUGGCCAUAGAUGAUAUAUCAAUUCAUCGUGGACGCUGUGCAGAUUUGACUAAACCCACAACCCCUGCUCCUGAGGUCCCUUCCACACAACAACCCACAAAAACGUCAUCAAAACCACAACCACCAUCAACAACUACAGUUACAACAACAACCACAACAACUUCAAAUCCUGAUGUCCCAAUGACCACAAGACCUGAUGUUCCAACAACAACAAGACCACGGCUACCAAUAACAUCAAGGCCAACAACAACAGCUGCAACUGGACCAAAAACCACAGCUAGAACACACCCACAAACCUCAGAAGACCCAGAAGUUGGAACUCCAGAACAGCCAGUAUCUGAAACCACAGCAAGACCACAGCCUUCAACCACGACUACAACCACAGCUAGACCACAACCACAAACCACAGAGUCACAAAUAACAAAUAGACCACAAACUCCAACCGCUACAUCACAACCACAAACAGUUAUACCUCAACUAACAACCACAGUUCCACCACAGCCUCCAACCACAAUGCAGCCAAAACCACCAACAACAGCUCCGUCUGAGUCACAAACAAAAAGCACUUUACAUCCUUCAACCACUACAGCUAAACCACAACCUCCAACAACAACUUCACCAAAACCUCAGAACACAACUCUACUUGAGUCACAAACAACACGCACACAUCAAACUCAAACCACUACACUGAAACCACAAACUCUAACCACUACAGCGAAACCACAAACUCAAACCACUACAGCGAAACCAGAAACUCAAACCACUACAGUGAAACCACAAACUCAAACCACCACAGCGAAACCACAAACUCAAACCACUUCAGCUAGGCCACUACCUCCAACCACAAUGCAGCCACAAACUUCAACCACUACUCUACCACAGCCAUUAACAACAACUAAACUGCAACCUCCAACCACAGCUAGACCCCAACCACCAACUGAAACACACACAUCAAGUACAGCACAACAAUCAACCACAGGUAAACCCCAACCCACAACAGCUAUACCACAAUCCACAACAACACUGAGACCAAAACCCACAACAACAGCUGGAAUCCAACCCACCACAACCCUUAAACCACAUCCACCAACUGAAAGACCUCAGACUACAGUUACACCACAAUCUACAACCACUGCUCGACCAAAACCACCAACUACAGCUGUACCAACACCAUCUUGCCCACAGAACAGUCAUUACACCACUUGCAUCCCUGCCUGCAGUCCAACCUGCAGACACCUGAAUGGCCCACCACGCUGCAGUGACAGUGACAGCUGUGUGCCAGGAUGUGUAUGUGAUGACGGCUUUGUGCCGAAAGAGCAGCGUUGUGUCCCAAUCCAAGAGUGUGGCUGCGUGGACAGUAGUGGCAACAAACAUCAUUUCGAUGACAGGUGGUACACCGAUCACUGCAGUCAGAAAUGUGAAUGUGAGAAAGACGAUGGCAUAGGGAAGAUUGACUGUGAUGACGAAGACGAAUGUGAUGGAAACGCAAUCUGCCUUCAAAACGACGAGGGCGAAUACUACUGCAGAUCUACAGGCUUCAGUGAAUGCACUAUAAAUGGAGACCCCGAGUACAGAACCUUUGAUAAACUGAAGUAUGACUUUGAGGGCGAGCACUCGUAUGUGCUGGUCCGGACCAAGAACUUGCCAAAGGACAUUCCAGGCGUCUACAUCAUUGGCAUCAAUAAACGCAUAGUAGAUGAUGGCGAUGAUAGUGAGCAUCACGAUGACAGUAGCAGUGAAGAAAACCACAGUCGCAGAGUCAGGGAUGAACAGGAUGAAGAUGAUGGCAGCGAUGAAGACGAUGCUGACAAUGACAGCAGUGAAAGCAAAGAUCAUGAUGAUAGCGAGGAAGAUAAGGAACAUCACAGAUUACAAGAGCUUAAGAUCGUAGUGUACAAUCACACCGUGGAGUUAAGGAAGAAUCAAGAGCUGGUUGUGGAUGGAAAGAAAACCAAAAUGCCUGUCUCCCCGACCGCUGGUUUAAAAAUCCGGCAGCAUUCAUCUCGCAUCUACCUGAAGACAGACUUUGGCCUCUCAGUGGAGUUUAAUGGACGCAGCUCAGCAGAGAUCAUUCUCCCACACAUAUACAAACGGAAAGUAGGAGGUCUGUGUGGGAACUUUGACAGUCAUAGGAGGAAUGACUGGAUGAAGCCGGACGGCACCGUGGCCAGGAGUGUUCGAGAGUUCGGAGAGAGCUGGAGAGUGUAAACAUUCUCUCCAGGUUGAUAAUAUCUGUAACCUUAGAAGAUAAGAAUAAACACUUUCCUACAGCGUCUGCUUUUAUUAACAUUUGCAUUGUUCCAAGAAUCUGAUGUCAAGCCUAUGUUCUUUUACUACUAUUUUUAAAAUGUUUUUCAUCACACUUUCAAGAAAUCAGUGACAACAUAUCAUACGUUGCUGUUUCUGUCACGGUAGAGUAUAACAGGUAUUCAAAGGUGAGGCUCUUACAGCUGUGUAGAUCUUUCAGUAAUGGCCCCUGAACAAAGAACAAAUGGUACAAUGCAGUGUUUGAAUGAUGAGAAUGUAUGCCUACACAUGGAAGCAUUGUAUGUGCAAUAAAUGAUUAUAGAGAA
This is a messenger RNA of Pleuronectes platessa (European plaice), 6447 nucleotides long. Its product is annotated as zonadhesin. The record is from RefSeq and is a predicted model, not a curated record. NCBI's taxonomy places the organism in Eukaryota, Metazoa, Chordata, Actinopteri, Pleuronectiformes, Pleuronectidae. The transcript has 25 exons. Bases 215 to 6082 code for a protein of 1955 amino acids. Gene Ontology annotation, cellular component: membrane.